GAUUCCCUUUCUAUCCCCAUCAACCAUUCAUCCCACGCAAGACUAUUCCAGAUUAUUCCUAUCAUUUCCCUACUCGACCCUAGCCAGAAAAUACCCACUUAUCCCACCGAGGUCAGCCAAAAUGACGCAACUCAACGAAAACGACAAAAUCGAACUCCAGGUCGCCCUGGGCCCGCUGGGCACCGGCAUCUACUACAUCUAGGGAACGCAUUCGCCCCCUCCGCAGCCUCAUGGCACCGCACGGGCCAAGAGACCGCGGGCCCCGCGCUGCCGAACUGGUGCCUGGCGUACAACCAGUCCGACGACCUGGUGUGGCUGAACACGCAGGGCUACCACGAGGGGUACUUCGUGGUGAACAGCGCGCCGGGCGGGGCGCAUUUCGUGUGGGCCGAGUUCGCCGUCAAGGCGCGGGACCACGAGGCCCGGUACAUGGUGCUGGAGCGCGGGGUGAUCCAGAGCAUGGGGGGCCAGGCGGCGUGCACGCACGAGGAUAUGGUGGAGUUCGCGCGGCGGUGGGGCGGCUACGAGGUCACCGGGGACGAGAAGGAGUACUUCCUGGGGUGUAUCCGGGCGGCGACGCAGAAGCGGGAUCCGAUGGCGGCUUGAGUUUAAAGAGAAUAACAAUGAAUUUAACGGGACCUGUAGUGGUUACUAAGAUUGGUAAACUCCGGAUGAUGCCAGUAUUCAUACCACCCGAUGUACUUUUGAUAUUGCUGUCGGCGGCCUGAUGCCUCGGUAGCCAGGCUACUCACCACUUGCUACAGCCAUAUUGAUGGUU
Molecule: messenger RNA, 778 nt
Organism: Aspergillus aculeatus ATCC 16872
Lineage: Eukaryota; Fungi; Ascomycota; Eurotiomycetes; Eurotiales; Aspergillaceae
Exons: 2
Coding region: 231-728 (165 amino acids)
Source: RefSeq, a predicted model, not a curated record